ACCCCAAAUUCUAUUUGGUUUGAUUUUGAAAUAGAAUUAUUAGAGCAAGUAUCGAAUCAAAUAAGUUUAGCCAUUACUCAUGCAGAAUUAUUAGAAGAGAAUAUUGUAAAGAAAAUUCAGAUAAAGGCUGCUGAUGCUGCAAAUUUUGCUAAAAGUCAAAUAUUAGCAAAUACUUCUCAUGGAGCGAUAGUGGGUCUUUUUUCUUCCUUCGAGAGUGCUAAUUUAACUUCUGAACAGAGAGACAUGGUUGAUAUUCUUUCACGUGCUUCUGAGAUAGUGUUAUCUAAAGUGAAUGAUAUUCUUGAUGCAGCAAAAUUAGAAGCUCAUAAAAUCACUCUAACUAGCAGAACAUUUGAUUUAUAUGAAUUAAUGGAUAAUACAAUUGAAAUAUUUGAAAAAGAAGCUGGGGAUAAAAAGAUUGAAAUAAUCGUAAAUUAUGACAUGGAUGCGUUACCAAAAUAUGUUAAAAGCGAUCCUGAUAGAAUUAAAUUUACUGAGAAAGGUGAAAUUGGGUUAAAAAUUUCAAUACAAUCACAAAAAAUCAUUGAUGAAAUUAAAAUUAAAGAAAGUACGACUUACAAUCAAAAAGCGAAUCUGCUAAUUGAAUUAUAUGAUACUGGUAUUGGUAUGAAACCAGAAUACAUACCUGAUUCUUGGACAAGUUUUUCAAAAGGUGACAUGUCAAUAACUAGGAAGCAAGAUGGUACAGGACUUGGUCUUUCAAUCUGCAAAAGUCUAGUAGACAUUAAUGGAGGAGAAAUUAAAGCAGAAAGCCAGUUAGGAAAAGGAAGUAAAUUUUGGUUUACGUGGAAUGUUGCAUUAUUAGAUACACAAUUUGAUAAACGAAUGAGUGAUAAAUUACCUAAUAUAAAACAAAAACGAAUACUAAUAAUUCACCCAGUUGAAGGUGCUAGAAAUGCUAUGUUAAAAUUUCUUAAACAAGCCAAAAAAGUUGAUGCAUUCGAUACUUUUGACGAGGGUAUCAAAGCAGCAAAAGCAUAG
Messenger RNA from Scutellospora calospora, 1002 nucleotides. The record is from the annotation of a GenBank genome assembly. Lineage: Eukaryota; Fungi; Glomeromycota; Glomeromycetes; Diversisporales; Gigasporaceae.